This is a messenger RNA of Abrus precatorius (Indian licorice), 759 nucleotides long. RefSeq lists its product as uncharacterized. The transcript has 3 exons. Bases 1 to 759 code for a protein of 252 amino acids. The record is from RefSeq and is a predicted model, not a curated record. NCBI's taxonomy places the organism in Eukaryota, Viridiplantae, Streptophyta, Magnoliopsida, Fabales, Fabaceae.
AUGGGGCACUUGGCGAAUAAUUGUUGGUUAGCUCCUCAACGGAGUGGGAGUGCAAGUGGAAGUAACACACCUAUAUCCAGAGCAAGUAGUGGAGCGAAGCCGAAUGUGCAAGGCAAAGUUUUUACCAUGAAUGGGUCUGAGGCAUCUAAAUCUAAUGAGUUAAUUAGAGAUAAAUGCAUUAUUAACAAUAGAUUAUGUGAUGUUUUGUUUGAUUCUAGUGCCACACACUCUUUUGUUUCUAUGGAUUGUGUGAACUGUGUUGGACUACCAAUAUCUUCUCUGGCAUGUAAUGUCAUUGUGUCCACUCCUACAGCUAAGCCUAUGGCAACCUCUUAUGUAUGCUUAGAUUGUAAGGAGAAAGCUUUAAUCUUUGGUGAUGAUACACCAGGAAACUCUAGACUCCUAAGUAUGGGUGAAACAAGAAACACAGUUGAAACUAAGGCUUUCAUGGUGUUGUUCUCUGCUGAGAUUGAUAAGACUGUGAAAGCCGAGUAUAUUUCAGUAGUGCAAGAUUUUCUAGAAGUUUUUCUAGAGGUUGUAAUAGAAUUGCCACCAGAAAGAGAUUUCAAAUUCACUAUCAAUUUGAUUCUAGGAGCAAGCCCAGUAUCGAUCACACCAUACCGAAUGUUACCAGUGGAACUAGCUAAGGUCUACAAUGUGCAUGUUUCUACUCCUACUGACUUUGGUCAUGCAUGUAUUGGUCAUCUACUUCCUGCUGUUGGACUUUCCUUUGAUGCUCUUCCUCGCCCUCCUCGGUAA